Gekko japonicus is the source of this 1796-nucleotide messenger RNA. It is a transcript of the gene TRIAP1, whose product is annotated as TP53 regulated inhibitor of apoptosis 1. Lineage: Eukaryota; Metazoa; Chordata; Lepidosauria; Squamata; Gekkonidae. Bases 35 to 265 code for a protein of 76 amino acids. The transcript is spliced from 2 exons. The record is from RefSeq and is a predicted model, not a curated record.
CCUUCCCGGCUCCCCUCCGCGGGCCACGGCCGCCAUGAACAGUGUGGGGGAGGCCUGUACGGAGCUGAAGCGGGAAUACGACCAGUGUUUCAACCGCUGGUUCGCUGAGAAGUUCCUGAAGGGGGAAAGCGCAGGCGACCCUUGCGUCCAGCUCUUUAAGCGCUACCAGCUCUGCGUCCAGAAAGCUAUCAAGGAAAAGGACAUACCCAUCGAAGGGCUGGAAUUCAUGGGCCCCAGCAAAGGAAAAUCUGAAAACUCUUCCUGACCAUGAUGGGAUAUAGGAGGAGUCUUUUGAAUUUUGAAUCACAGUGGCACCAGGACAAGUUAGCUGCUGUCUGAACUACAAGGACUUUUCUCCAUUGCAAUUUCUGCCUUGUAAAUGCAGCUUUGUUUUUAAUGAACUGAGGGUGGGUAUUACUGUUGGGGAGAGAGUGAGUAGGGGGUAGGAGUGAUCAAUUUCAGAUUAUAUGGAGUUACUGAUCAGCUUUUUUCAUGUAGGCCAAAUUAAGCUAUAGUUGUAAAAUGAACGAUGGGGCUUGACUGAUACAAUGCACUGUUGUAUAUUUGUGUUUGGAAUCUUUUCUCUCCAUUAGUGCCACUUACUUCCUGGAGUGCUAGAAAGUGUUCUCAGCAUUGACUAUCUAAAGGAUGAAAGAUAUAGCACUUAAGCAGUGUGGCGCAGAAAUGUUAUUUCUCUCUGAAGAAUGUAGCCUCAUGCUACUGCUUCCAAAAAACAAACCUGUGUGCUUAUAAAAAACCCCAAAUUCUUUCAGCUGUAAGGAAGUUUGAGGCAUACAGUGCUUCCUUUUGGCAAGCGGCAGCAAGACAAAACCUGUCUAGAACUUACUUUUUACUUCUGUCUAGUAAAUGUGAAGGCGAAGCAAUAGCAUGGUUUUAUAUUCAGUAUGAUGCCAGUGCUCCUUUGUGAAAGGAAAGUGUUAUUCCUCUUGCCUACCUCUUGCAUUUUGUUUGGCCAAACAGACCAUAUUGUGGGCUGCAGGCUUAGAAGAUGAGAAAUCUGUAUGAAGAGUGGGGUUAAAAUGUAAUUCUCCUUUGUCACUCAGAGUUUCAGAUUACUAAACAGCAUCCAUUCAUGUUACACAAGCUACCUAGUCAUUUUGCUGAAACAUCUAAGAUAAUUUGGAGCAAAUAUUGUUAAGUAGACAGUAUAAGCAGCUGCCUUGGCAUAAUUUAUAAAAAGUUCACUACAUUAGUGAAAAUGUAAUAAAUUCUUAGUCAUGACAUUAAAGCAUCAGGUUUGGAACUGCAAGAAAAUAUCCAGGUCUCUUCCUCUCUUUUGUGGCUUUCCUUUAAAUUAUCAGAUGAAGUUCCAUGUUAGUCUGUGGCAGCUGGAACAAUCUUAAAUACUAACAGCUAUAACAGUCAGCGCUUCUGAGAGUCCAAACCACUUUUUCAGAAGCAUUAUAUUAAUUUGGUAGAAAUACAAACAUUUGGAUUCAUACUGGAAUGUGGAGGAAUAUUUUAUUGACCUCAUUUUGAAAUUAGAUCUUCCUUUUUUUAUACCUUUGUGUGCGUGAUAUUUAUGUGUCUGUCAACAGAUAACUUUUGCUUGCAUCAAAAGGAAAGUUUGUUCCUCAGUAAAUAUUAAUCUUUAAGGUGCCACAGGGCUUUGUUUUCAGGGCUGUGGUACCUUAUAGGAGGCUGGGCAAACACCUGGUUUGCUUCAUAUCACAGUCAUAAAGCCCUUGUGUCGGCAGCAGGAGUUAGACUAACAUGGGCUGCGGUCACACGGAGCAUUAGCCACGCUACAGAGACGAAAGAUAGGCGGAUUUUCC